GGCAUCCUCCUCCAACAAUCACUUGUUAUAUCAUCAGGAAGUUUGCAUUAAUCAGAAGAAUGGAUUUGGUCCUAGUCACUCAACAAUGAAAGAUAAAGGCGGGGGCGUUAACAAGCACUUAAAAGCCAAAGCGUGGUUAAUCCAGGGCAGGACUUGAAAUAAAAGCCAAGAAGCAACUGGGACGCUGUAUCGAGGACUCCGGCAGUCUUGGGGACAGCUAAUUACUGGAAAGAAUCGCACCACACCCCAAUCCACCAUGUCAUCCACUUUCCUGAAGUUGCUGGCUGCCAUUUUGUUCCUGGCAUCUGCUGCCACUGCAGCAGAUGGAGAUCGGAUAACUGGAGGGAAGCCUUGUUCACCCAAUUCCCAGCCCUGGCAGGCUGCGCUUUUUUCUGGCUUCAGGUUGAAUUGUGGAGGGACCCUGAUCAGCAGGUCCUGGGUGCUGAGUGCUGCCCAUUGUCGAAUGAGAACUCCUUUUUCUGUACGCCUCGGGGAACAUGACCUCAAGCGUUUGGAUUGGUCUGAACAGCUCAAACUAGCAUCAAAAGUCAUCGUGCAUCCAGGCUACGACCCUCGGACCAAGAACAACGAUCUCAUGCUUGUCAAGCUGCUGACUCCAGUCUGCUUAAACAACAAAGUCAAUAUUAUUGACUUGCCUACCAACUGCCCUGUGCCUGGGACCGAAUGUGUUGUUUCAGGAUGGGGUACGACAACAAGCCCCCAAGCAAGUUUCCCCAAUGUUUUGCAUUGUGCAAACAUCACCAUAGUUAAUCAAAACGCCUGCCAAGCCAUCUACCCCAGUUAUUUCACCGAGAACAUGGUCUGUGCUGGCAAGGUGGAAGGAGAAGCAGAUGCUUGCAUGGGUGAUUCAGGCGGCCCCCUUGUCUGCAAUGGGAAGCUGCAAGGGAUCGUAUCCUGGGGGCCCCAGAUAUGCGCACAGCCAAGGAGGCCUGGAGUCUAUGUUAAUGUCUGCAAAUAUGUGACGUGGAUUCGAGAAACCAUCCGCAAUAACUGAUGAUCCCAUGGCAAUAGGAACAGAGGAAGCCGUCUCGGGCCAGUUCAGACCAUUUUGUUCAGUAUUGUCUACACUGACUGGCAGCAGCUCUCUACUGACAGAGAUCUUGCCCACAUCUACUUGGAGAUGCCAGAGACUGAAUCUGCCACUAAGCUGUGGCCCUUCCUCCAACCCUGAGUAAACUCUGAGGGCAGUGGGGGGAUAUGCUUGCCUUUUUGUUGUGGACUUCAGUAGACACCAAGUUGGUUUGUGAUGCUUUUGCCACUUCUCUGGUGUUAUGUAAAAAUAUACAGUAAUAAAAGCUGUGUUUGAUCA
This is a messenger RNA of Rhineura floridana, 1330 nucleotides long. RefSeq names its product trypsin-like. Bases 257 to 1015 code for a protein of 252 amino acids. Gene Ontology annotation, molecular function: serine-type endopeptidase activity. NCBI's taxonomy places the organism in Eukaryota, Metazoa, Chordata, Lepidosauria, Squamata, Rhineuridae. Gene Ontology annotation, biological process: proteolysis. The transcript has 6 exons. The record is from RefSeq and is a predicted model, not a curated record.